This is a messenger RNA of Scatophagus argus, 3320 nucleotides long. Its product is annotated as leucine-rich repeat transmembrane neuronal protein 4. The record is from RefSeq and is a predicted model, not a curated record. The transcript is spliced from 3 exons. The coding region runs from base 827 to 2716 and encodes 629 amino acids. Gene Ontology annotation, molecular function: protein binding. NCBI's taxonomy places the organism in Eukaryota, Metazoa, Chordata, Actinopteri, Scatophagidae.
AGUCUCACCAGAAGAGGGCAUUCCGCUUCUGCCUGACAAAGUUGCCAUGACAUGCAGACGUGAUUAACAACAGCAUCGUGCAGUAUUUCAAACCGAGCAACAACGAGAAUGACAGGGACAUUUGGACCAAAAGGUGAUUAUUUGGAUAUCUGACUGUUCCGUAGCCUGCGACUCGUUGACAGCGGUUUCACAGAGACUUGAGGACAACCGAGUGUUACUUUCCUCUGUGCGUUAUGCGCGGAUCAGAUUGAGCAUCCCCGAGAAAAGAGACGCCGGGGUUUAUUUGGGAGAAGGAAUCUAAGGGCUGCUUGGCUCCUUUGGAAAAUUACCUUCUGUUUUUAUUUUCUUGCCCUAUGCCUACGUAUUUGUGAAGUUUGUGAGAGGAUUUUGGCGAUUUUCGAAUCUCAAUGCGCAUGUAAGACUGACAUGAAUUACUUGGAUGUGGCUUCGUUAUUGUCUGCUACCACUGCAGUACUCUUUUUGGCUGUAACUUGAAAAAAAAAGAGAACGAUUCUUUCCGUGAGAAGACAUGGAUAGUCAGUUUUGAAAGCGGAUUUUUUUUUUUUACCCGUUUAAUCUGGAGUAGGAAGUAAAUGACAUUCGCCCCGGUUCAGUUGCACGGUUAUAAAUGCAGAACUAAACCGGAUAGCGCAUCCAGGUCCGGGAGAGUAAAGGGCAGGUGCGCUUUGGAGUCGGCGGCUGCGCGGAGAGACCGGGCUAGUGGAUUAGGACGGUACCUGUCUGUGGAGAGCGCGUCAUGCGGACUCGGAUGUCGCGCACUAGAAGCCAUUAAAACCUGUAGGCUGGAGCUGACAGAUAAGCGGACAUGGGCUCUGCUCUAAGGCAUCGCUGGCUAGUUGUCCAACUCCUAAUGCAGGUGUGGCUAGCGGCAUAUCCUUCUUUGAGUGAACGGCCAUGCCCAAAGAGCUGUCGCUGUGAUGGAAAAAUUGUCUACUGUGAAUCAAGCGCCUUUCGUGAUGUCCCCAAGAACCUCUCAGGAGGCUGUGAAGGGCUGUCUUUACGGUACAACAGCCUCGCUAGUCUUCGUGCAGGCCAGUUUGUAGGCCUCAACCACCUUAUCUGGCUCUACUUGGACCACAAUUACAUUGCUUCUGUGGAUGCAAUGGCCUUUCAGGGGGUCCGCAGGCUCAAAGAGCUGAUACUGAGUUCCAACAAGAUCACAGCGCUCCAUAACACCACAUUCCACCCUGUUCCUAAUUUGCGUAACCUGGACCUGUCAUACAACAAACUGCAAGCCUUGCAGCCUGGGCAAUUCCAGGGCCUACGGAAGCUUUUGAGCCUUCACAUACGCUCAAACUCAUUAAAAAUCAUCCCAGUGCGUCUGUUCCAAGAUUGCAGAAAUCUUGAAUUCUUGGAUCUAGGUUAUAACCGCCUGCGCAGUAUCACUCGGAACGCAUUUUCAGGCCUAGUCAAGCUCACUGAGCUGCAUCUGGAGCAUAACCAAUUCUCAAAAAUCAAUUUCUCUCACUUUCCCCGCCUCUACAAUCUGCGGGCACUUUACCUGCAGUGGAAUCGCAUUCGCUCAAUGAACCAGGGUUUGACGUGGACCUGGGCCUCCAUCCAGAAAUUGGAUCUGUCUGGGAAUGAACUAACAGAAGUGGACGCUGUAGUUUAUCAAUGCCUACCCAACCUACAAACCCUCAAUCUGGACUCCAACAAGCUGACCAAUGUCUCCCAGGAGGUUGUUGAUGCCUGGAUCUCCUUGACUACUAUUAGUUUGGCUGGGAAUGUAUGGGACUGUGGCCCUGCCAUCUGUCCUCUGGUGGCCUGGCUGAGAAACUUCAGAGGGGCAAAGGAAACCACCAUGAUCUGCGCCUCCCCCAAGAAAGCCCAGGGGGAGAAAGUGAUGGAUGCUGUCGAAGCAUUUGGUGUUUGUCAAUCAAUUCAAGCGACAACUCUCACUGUGAGUAUUCCUCCAACCCCAUCCAGUGUCCCUGUACAGACCGAACGUCACCCAGCCAUUCUGGCUUCACCUACUGGUUCUGGAAAGAGAGGAGAGGGAUCUAACAGAGGCCCCACUUCAUCAGCUGUUACUCCACCUGUGGCACUUCCUCCAGAGCAAGACUUGGAGCCUGUGUCCUUCCAUAAGAUUGUGGCUGGAAGUGUUGCCCUUUUUCUAUCUGUUGCAAUGAUCCUGUUGGUAAUCUACGUGUCUUGGAAGCGUUAUCCCAGUAGUGUCAAGCAGCUGCAAGAGCAUUCGGCAGCAGCCCGCAAACGUCGCAAGAAAGCUAGAGAGACGGAGCGCACCCUGAGCUCUCCACUGCAGGAGUACUAUGUGGACUACAAGCCCACCAGUUCUGAGGCCAUGGAUGUGCUUGUCAAUGGGACCGGACCCUGCACCUAUACAAUCUCAGGCUCCCGAGAAUGCGAGGUUCCUCACCAGUUGGGUGCGCUGACCUUCUACCGCUAUGAACAGCCUAUCGUAGACUACUGCCAGGCCCACCAACCCCUGCGACUCAACAUGGGCUAUGAGGGUCCCCCCCAGGGCCUGGAAGGCCUGGAGGACCUGGGUCCGUGCGAAAGGGGCACUAUACAGACAGUGCCACUGCCUACUGUGCCCACAGCUGCCAGCAUAGGUGCCCCUGUGCCAGGGCCUCGCUCUCCUCCAGCACCCCUCAGACCACCAACUGAAGGUCCCAGCAGUGGUCCUUUUCCUCCCGCCGAGCGCACCGGCACACUCAAAUUUGGACGCUAGCAGGCAAAAGAAGUGGGGCAAGGGCCUCAGAUUCACCGUGACAUUGAAAUGAAGGGGCAGGUGAGCUGGUUAUUCAGUGGGGCCUUGUUUUCAGAACAUGAGCAUAUGAACUACAGGAACAAAUUUUUUUAAUUCUACCUAGAGGGAUUGGUCAUCUGAGGAACACAGUCAAACCAAUAUACAGUGAAGGACAGAUCAUUUUAAUUUCCUACCCAAAAGAACCUCAUAAAAAAACUCCUCCCUACCAAAUCAUGGGAGGUAAUCUGGCACAUGACAUAGAGUAUUACCUUGGUUCAAAAUUUGGUCUUCACCAUUGCCAUGUCCACAGCCUGUCCAUAGCAGUUCGCUUGUGCUGAGGCAAAAGUGAAAGGGAAAGUGCAAUAAACAGCUCAAGUUCUCAAUCACGAAGAAUGAGAGUAGUAACAUAAAUGAUAAAACUUGGUCAUCGUGUGAAGAGUAAGGGGCUUCUUACUGUGAUUAAAAUAUCUAGUCUGUAGCUGUUAAUAAAAGCAAAUCCAUAUCAUUAUUUCACAAAUAUGUGUCACUUUCUCACAUAAUUACAUUUAAGUACUCUUUCUUUUGUUUUACUUUAUUUCCUUAGAUG